Molecule: messenger RNA, 753 nt
Organism: Pyrus x bretschneideri (Chinese white pear)
Lineage: Eukaryota; Viridiplantae; Streptophyta; Magnoliopsida; Rosales; Rosaceae
Exons: 1
Coding region: 1-753 (250 amino acids)
Source: RefSeq, a predicted model, not a curated record
AUGGCUACUUCGAGCAGUGGAGGAUAUCUGAGGGCUCCUAUCUUCAAUGGGUCCAACUACGAUUUUUGGUCCAUCAAGAUGAAGACCAUAUUCAAAUCAUAUGAUCUCUGGAACUUGGUGGACAAGGGUAUCGAAAACGCAGAGCCUGGUGGUGAUUCCAGUGAUGAAGAACAUAAGUCAGUUAAGAGCUCAAUGAAAAUUAAUGAAACCAGAGAUGCAAAAGUUCUUGGCAUCAUUCAAGGGGCAGUUUCUGACGAAAUAUUUCCUCAAAUCUCAAACUUUGAAUCAUCCAAGGCUGCGUGGGAUGUUCUCCAACAAGAAUUUCGUGGUGACAAAAAGGUUAGAUCUGUCCAACUACAAUGUUUAAGGAGAGAUUUUGAGUACACUAGAAUGAAUGAUGGCGAAUCUCUAUCUGUUUAUUUAACAAGAAUGACUGAUAUAGUGAAUCAAAUGAAAACUCUAGGUGAAGAACUAUCAAACCAAAGAUUAGUGCAAAAGAUACUUAUAAGCCUACCCAAAUCCUAUGAUUCCAUUGCAUCAAUUAUAGAAGAAACCAAGGACCUUGAUUCUAUUGAGGUUCAGGAAGUGAUUGGUACACUGAAAGGAUAUGAGCAGAGGUUAAACAUGCAUUCUGAAAGCUUAGCUGAAAAGGCUUUUACUAGCCUAAGUUUGACUGACAGAGAUAGCAGCUACAAGGCUCAGGGGAACAACUCAAAUCAAAAGAAGUUCUGGAAAGGAAAAGGGAAGAAAUAG